This is a messenger RNA of Ochotona princeps (American pika), 2081 nucleotides long. RefSeq names its product essential meiotic structure-specific endonuclease 1 (gene EME1). The transcript is spliced from 9 exons. Gene Ontology annotation, molecular function: nuclease activity; DNA binding. Lineage: Eukaryota; Metazoa; Chordata; Mammalia; Lagomorpha; Ochotonidae. The record is from RefSeq and is a predicted model, not a curated record. Gene Ontology annotation, cellular component: Holliday junction resolvase complex; nucleus. Bases 158 to 1882 code for a protein of 574 amino acids. Gene Ontology annotation, biological process: double-strand break repair; resolution of meiotic recombination intermediates; replication fork processing.
UCAGGGCCAGCAUCGCCGCCGCCAUGUUGGCCUUAAAGUCGCUUCCGGCCCUGGAAGCCCGCCUCCGCAGCCUGGAGCUCUGCUUCCGGGUUCCGGGGAGCAGUUUGAACGAGUGGCGCGGGGAGUUGCAGGGGAUCCAUGCACACAGCACGCAGCGAUGGCUGUGAAAUCACCGUCACGGCAAGGCAGGGAGAGUGACUCUGAGGAGGAGCUGCCCACAUUCUCCUUUCUGAAGAGGCAGCCACUGAGGCAGGAGAAGGUUACAGUAGUUGUCCCCUCAGACUCUGAGGGCUCCUGUCCGCCAUCGCCAGAGUCUCUGGGUCUGUCCCCUGGCCCGGUCGCAGCAGAGACGGGGCCGCAAUCAGAGGCAGUCCUGGUGUCCAGCAGUGACAGUGAGGACGGGGAGGAGCUGAUUCCCUUGGCUGACAGACUCACAUGUAAGUUUGUGACCCGCCAGCAGCUGAGCCCUGAGAACUCGAGCUCAAACGCCUUGAUUCAUCAGAGUCAUGAAGGAGCAUCAUGUGACUGGGGAAAACAGCCCUUCUGGAAGAGCCUGGAUGCUCCCUUCCAUGGCACUUCAGAGAGGAGCGCCUCCAGUGACAAGGACGGUCCACGCCAUCAGCCUCCAGCCCACCAGCCCACACGCCCCACACAGACCAGCAGCUUGACGGCAACCAAGGCGACUCCUGACAUCCCCUUUCCCCAGAGGACUGCCAGGUGUAGUAAGAAGAUGCAGGGAUGGCCUCAGCCACGGGGACCCCAAGUGAGCCGGAAGGAAAGCCUCCUGAGGACGCAGGAAGGAAGGAAGAAGGCUGUGGCGCCGGUUAGCAGGCCAAAGGCCCUAAGGCCAGAGGAAUGCUUGAAGCACAUGCUUGUGGUGCUAGACCCAGAGCUGCUGCAGACAGAAGGCGGCGGCCAGAUGCUCAGUGCGCUGCAGUCCAUGGAGUGCCGCUGUGUGAUCGAGGUGCAGGCUGUGCCCUGCAGUGUCACUUGGAGGAGAAGGGUUGGGACAAGUGUUGCAGGCUGGCUGACAUCUCUCCGUGCACUGUGUCUGGUCCAUUGGCAGAAUGGAGAGGACUGGACGGAGGAGCCAGUGGUGCUGGUGUUGCUGUUGGCAGAGGCAUUUGUGUCCAUGGUCCACAACGUUAAGCAGGGAAUUCUGGGCAGCACUGAGGAAGGGAAGGAGACACUUCAAGGCUUUGUCACAGACAUCACAGCAAGGAUGGCGGGAAAAGCUCUUUCUCUGGUGAUCCUGGAUCAGGAGAAACACUUCAGUGCCCAGAAUCCACCAAAGAGAAGGAAACGGGUAGCAGCACGAAAACAGGCCAAGGAGAAGCAGCAGGGGACACAGCCAGAAGCCAGCACAGGGCGUGUGGUGUCCCGGGUAGACAUGGAAGAGGCUUUGGUGGAUCUACAGCUACACACUGAUGCCCAGGUUCGGAUUGUACAGAACUGGAAAGAGCUGGCCGACCUUGCCUGCGCAUUCACAAAGGCUGUGGCCGAGGCACCCUUCAAGAAGCUCCGAGAUGAGAGCGGCUUCUCCUUCUGCCUGGAGAGUGACUGGGCAGGAGGGGUGAAGGUGGACCGUUCCGGCAAGGGACUUGCACUGGUCUGGAGGAGACAAAUUCAGCAACUGAACCGCGUCAGCUUGGAAAUGGCCAGUGCUGUUGUGGACGCCUAUCCCUCCCCACAGCUGCUGUUCCAGGCGUAUCAGCGGUGCUGCUCAGUGCAAGAACGCCAGAAUUUGCUUGCAGAUAUACAGGUGCGCCGUGGAGAAGGUGUGACAUCCACCUCGCGCCGAGUUGGGCCAGAGCUAUCCAGGCGGAUCUACCUCCAAAUGACCACCUUGCAGCCAGACCUCUCUCUAGACAGUGCCGACUGAUGCUACCCCUCAGAAACAAGGAUGGCUUGCCUUGCCCUGUCCUAGAGAGGCCCAAGGGGCCCUUCUCAGUCUCCUUGCUGGUGAGUUUCCCUAUGUCAGCACAGCAGAAGGCUGCAAUCCUUGCAAUGACCUUCACAAGCACAGAAUGUUCCUCCCCUGGCAGCAAUUAGCUGCCAGGGACAAACCACCCUGUCAGCCC